AUGCUAAAGAAGUUGGACAAAAUAAGGUUCAGAGGUCACAAGAGAGAUGAGUUCCUUGAUUUAGCAGAGUCUCCAAAUGCUUCAGAUACUGAAUGUGGAGAUGAAAUCCCGGUGAAAAUACCUCGAACGUCAACUCGAGACAAUGAAGAGCUAAGAGACCCUGCUGGUCCAGGGACCGUCAUCAUGGCUUCAGGAGUCCAGGAUUUUAACAGAACGGAGUCUGACAGACUGAAUGAGAUCAAAGGUCACCUGGAAAUAGCCUUACUGGAAAAACACUUUUUACAGGAGGAGCUCAGGAAACUGAGGGAAGAAACAAAUGCUGAAACGUUAAGGCAGGAGCUAGAAAAGGAACGUCAAAGGAGAUUAGAACUUGAACAAAAAGUCAAUGAAGUACUUAAAGCAAGGACGGAAGAGGUGCCUGCAGCUCAGCAAACUGCAAAGCCACAGAUGCAAGCCAAUGGAACAGAUAAGCGUAGCAACACAGUCUGUUCACGACUCCAGAAGUGGUUUUUUGACAAAUUUGGGGAGUAUGUUGAAGACUUCAGAUUUCAGCCAGAAGAGAAUACAGUGGAAACAGAAGAGCCACUUAGUGCUAGAAGGUUGACUGAAAAUAUGAGAAGAUUAAAGAGAGGUGCCAAACCUGUUACUAAUUUUGUGAAGAAUCUUUCUGCCUUAUCAGACUGGUAUUCUAUCUACACUUCUGCUAUUGCCUUUAUUAUUUACAUGAAUGCUGUAUGGCAUGGCUGGGCCAUUCCUAUGUUCUUAUUUUUAGCAAUUUUGAGGUUGUCCCUAAAUUACCUCAUAGCCAGGGGUUGGAGAAUACAGUGGAGCAUUGUGCCUGAAGUUUCUGAACCCAUGGAACCCCCAAAAGAGGACCUGACAGUGUCUGAAAAAUUUCAGCUUGUUCUAGAUGUGGCUCAGAAGGCACAGAACCUAUUUGGGAAGAUGGCAGACAUACUGGAAAAAAUUAAAAACUUGUUCAUGUGGGUCCAGCCAGAAAUAACACAGAAGCUUUACAUUACUCUAUGGGCAGCUUUUAUUGCAUCCUGCUUUCUGCCCUACAGGAUUAUUGGGCUCGGAAUGGGACUCUAUGCUGGAAUCAAGUUUUUCCUUAUUGACUUUAUCUUCAAACGAUGCCCCAGACUAAGAGCUAAGUAUGAUACUCCUUAUAUCAUCUGGACAAGUCUCCCAACAGAUCCUCAGCUUAAAGAAAGGUCUAAUGCUACAGUGUCGAGACGGCUUCAAACAGCAGCAUCCAGAAGUUAUGUGGGCUCAAGUGCCCCAACUGGAAUAAGCAAAGAUGAAGAUACCAGUCGUUUUCAUACCACCAAGAGGGGGAAUUUCCAUGAAGUUUUUAACCUGUCAGAAAAUGAGCGUCCUUUGGCAGUGUGUGAAAAUGGCUGGCGCUGUUGCUUGAUUAACAGAGAUAGGAAGAUGCCUACAGACUACAUCAGGAAUGGAGUUCUUUAUGUCACAGAAAACUACUUGUGCUUUGAAAGCUCCAAAUCCGGCUCAUCUAAAAGAAAUAAAGUCAUAAAGCUAACGGAUAUAACAGAUAUUCAAAAGUAUAAAGUGCUCUCUGUUCUCCCGGGAUCAGGGAUGGGUAUUGCUGUAUCAACACCUUCUACACAAAAACCUUUGGUGUUUGGUGCCAUGGUACACAGAGAUGAAGCCUUUGAGACAAUAUUCAACCAAUAUGUGAAAAUAACCUCUGCAUCAUCAAGCAGUGAGAGCUAGUAUCUUACCUUAGAAGAUCUAAAGGAAACUUUCUUCUUUUAUGACUUGGUAGUGAAAAA
Messenger RNA from Chaetura pelagica (chimney swift), 1796 nucleotides. It is a transcript of the gene GRAMD4, whose product is annotated as GRAM domain containing 4. NCBI's taxonomy places the organism in Eukaryota, Metazoa, Chordata, Aves, Apodiformes, Apodidae. The record is from RefSeq and is a predicted model, not a curated record. The coding region runs from base 1 to 1737 and encodes 578 amino acids. Gene Ontology annotation, biological process: negative regulation of toll-like receptor 9 signaling pathway; apoptotic process. The transcript has 18 exons.